This is a messenger RNA of Xyrauchen texanus (razorback sucker), 6077 nucleotides long. RefSeq names its product apical junction component 1 homolog. The transcript has 2 exons. The record is from RefSeq and is a predicted model, not a curated record. NCBI's taxonomy places the organism in Eukaryota, Metazoa, Chordata, Actinopteri, Cypriniformes, Catostomidae. Gene Ontology annotation, biological process: cell-cell junction organization. The coding region runs from base 190 to 3450 and encodes 1086 amino acids. Gene Ontology annotation, cellular component: plasma membrane; apical junction complex.
CGGAGGACGACACGAUCCAUCGAUAAGACGGACUACAACAGGCGUUUUCACGUUAAAAUGCGGCUCUCUUCACAUUAUUAAUCCUAGCCGCUUUAAACGAUGGAUAAUGGUGUUUUUGGCGGAUGGACUGAAACGGGAACACUGACCUAAAAAUAAUUUAAUGGGGAAAAUAAGCAGAGUCUCAUUAAGAUGACACGCACAGAUAGGCCUGACAUACUAGGAUCGACAGUGUAUCAAGAUGUCAAAGUGAAUUCCCUCUCAACCCACUCAAAAUCCUAUAAUCCCUCAAAACAAUGUGAUUCCUCAUCUAUCAGCAAACUGGACACUCUAAAAAAAGGCUGUAUCUUUGACACUGAGUCUAAGGACAAACUUAAGUAUCAUACAAUAGCAAUGGAGUACCCAUACAGAAGGGCUGAGAGGUACGCGGCCAAUCCAGAGGUUGCCUGGAAUGCCUUAGGUCGCCAACAAGGGCAUGGACUCCACCGUUUUUCUUCUCCAGACCUGAUUAACUACCGUCUAGCCACCCAGCCAGCAUCUGCUGACAUGCCUGCUGAAAUCGCUGUGACAGAAUUAAAGAGGAGGGCCAGAUCAAGAAGUGCCUCAAGGGUUCAGACCAGCCUCACCCCGGUAUCAUUCGAUGCCUCACCUCCGGUUGCAAGGAGGGGCAGGGAAGCUCAAAGGGCACAUAGAAUCCCUCAGCCAAGGCCAGAAGUUUCCCCAAGGAGAGUGUCUUCCCAUGCCAUUACGCGGGCACAUAUAAAUGAAGUACACCCCAUCAAAUUGCAGCCACAGAGGACUGAUACAAGCCGGUAUUCCCCUAUAUAUGUUUCUGAAGGCUUUGAUGAAGGAAGGCCAGAGAAACCUAAAACUAGUCCUCAUGUUCGGUGCCGGGUGGAUAUUAAACCAGAUGAGUCAGCUGUGCAAAAAGGUGGUGGGAAGGCGGCUACUCCCCAAGUGGACAUACCUUGGCAAAAGUAUCCUAGCAGUGGCAAUCGGAGUUUGAUAGUGCCUCGCCAUUUCUCCACCUCUAGAACGCCAACACCCACUGAAUCCCUAACAGGAGAGUACAGGCAGGCAUACCAGUAUUCCCAAAGUAUGCCAAAUAGUUACAUGCAGCCUGUGGAGAUCCCCUUACAAAAGGUGGUCUCGACACGGGAGCCAAGGGAACACCAUGGAAGGGAACGAAGGGCUCAUUCAAGUCCCAACGUGCCAACUAAAUUCUUCUAUGCAGAGGAUUUGGGGAAGUAUGGAUCUUCGGCUCCAUCGAGGACAUACUUUCAAGAUGACCGAUACAGCAUUCCGUGCCAAACCUACUCACCUAAAGUACAAUACAUUCAAGAUCCAAGGACUCACAUUGUUCAUACUGUACCUUCCCGAUCAUAUUUAACAGAACUUGACCAUUAUCAUUAUUCUGGACAACAUGUAUACCCCAAACCCUAUGCUGGAAGUGAACCAGGGGCAUAUAUAAUACAGACACCCCCAGCAAGAACUUUCUAUGGGGAUGACCCAAGGACAUACCAGAUACAAACAGCCCCUCCUCGCAUUUUCUACAUGGCCGACCACUUCACACCAUCAAUGGAGCAUCAUAUUCCAGCAAGGGCAUAUUACACAGAAGGCAGAAGACAUGUCCGUGUAGUUCAGCCACAAUCAGAUGACUGGUAUGGCUCAGAGGUGUCUGGCUACUCUAGCCACUACCCCUCCUCCUAUGUCUCACAGGUUACUCCUACAAGAGUUAGACAAGAGCCAAAGCUAACACCUUGGUAUGCAAACCCAUGCAUGGAGCCUACAAAAACCGUAACAGACCCAAGACCUCACUCACGGUCUUGGGAUAACAUCCUUGAUACCCAUAAAGUGAGGGAACAACCUGUGCCCCGAGGAAAGAGUGAUGAAAAUCUUCUAUGCCAAGAAAUACAAACUGAAAGACCAAAACCUGUGGUUGUUAACCUCUCGAGCUCGCCAAGGCGUUAUGCCGCUCUGUCCUUAUCUGAAAACUCUUUGAUUGAAAAAAGCCCAACUGAGGCCAAGAGAUCUUUGAGCAAACUAUUAUCUGUCACGCCGGAAAUUACAAUCACAGACAACGACAUCAGACCAAGCAACCUGUGUAAAUCAGAACCACGCUCUGCAAGUUGGGAUGUGCUGGAUUCAAAACGUCAAGACACCCCUAAACGUGAAGCAAAGUCCCACUCUGUAGAAUCUACCAAAGAAAAGAUGCACAGCGCCACAUCCCUAAAGCAAAGUUUAGAGCAGCUUGAUGAGCUUCUAGCUGACCUUGCCAUUGAUUACACACCACCAGCUAGGGGGACCAGCGAAGGCCUCAUUGAUCAGCUCAAAAAACUCAUUAAUGAAGAAGAAGCAUUAUCUUCAGUAAGAAAGGAUUCAACAGCAGGGUCUGAAAGUGGUAUGCCCCUUGACAAACAACCUACUUCAAUAAAAAUGUAUCCUGAUACUCUAAGAGAUACUGAUUGGAGUUGUGAUGGGCUCAGAAGUAAGGAGGAGUGCUCCCCUGACCAGAGCCCAGAUGAGGAUGACACAAUGAUGUGUUCAAACAACAAAUGCCGUCGGACCGAGACGUUGUUUAAUGCUUGCCUCUACUUUAAAUCCUGCCACAGCUGUUACACCUACUACUGCUCUCGCAACUGUCGCCGUGAAGACUGGGAUGUCCAUAAGGAGAGCUGUCUUUAUGGGCGAAUUGGUAGUGUGUGCCGCCACAUUAUUAAGCACUGUCGAGAAACGGCGGAGGUCCACAAAGCUUUCUCCCGUAUAGCCAAAGUGGGAUACCUAUCUCGGGGAAGGGGUGUGCUGUUUUUGGGAUUUCCAAAUCCAGGUUCAUCCACCAAUUUUCUUCAGUUUGGACUCGAAAGUUUACUCAUGUCUCCAACAUACUUAUCACUUCGUGAGCUGGAGAGCUUUAAGGAUAACCUUGGGGAUUAUUGUAAGGAGCUUCAAGAGGCAGGAAAGGAAUAUGACCCUAAUGAAUGUUUCCUCUUAAACGUAUCCAUCGCUGUUGGCGAUCAAGUGCCUGACAGACCAUCGCCAAGGGUCCAAGCCCCAACCGUCAGGAAGUUUGCCAAGAUAGCUCUAGCCUCCUAUAGCCCAGAAAAGAAGGCCUAUCGGAAGGAAAGCGACAUGGAGACGUUGAUCCUCACCCCACCUCCAGGUAUGGCUGAUAUUGACAAUGAAGGCGAGAAGGGACGGAAAGCCAGGGAGAUAUGCUUCAUCAACAUUCAGCGGGAGUUGAGGAUACGUGGGGUGUUCCUUCGCCAUGAGUAUCCCAAUGUCUACCAAAAGCUCUGUGAAUUUGUUGAGAACAACAGGAGGUUCACGCCCACCACUAUUUACCCUAUUGAUAAAAGGACCGGAAAGCAGUUUAUGUGUAUGAUUAUGGCAGGGUCUGAGCCACGGACUUUGGACUGGGUAGCCAACCCACACCUUCUAGAUGACAUUAUUUAAACAAGUGCACCUUUUAUAUAUUAAUGCAUAGAUCUGACUACAGCACAUAUCACUUUACGAUAUACAGGAUCAAGCUUAUUUGUUAUACAUGUUUGUAGAUACAUAUUUUGUUAUUGGAAAAAGAUGUAUUCAUGUCUGCAAGGUCACUAUUAUUCAACGUUGGAAUAUUGCUGAUACGAGUAAUCCAUAUUGUUAAUUCAUGAACUUGUUAUUGUUAUCUAGUGCAAGGGUUGGUUAAUGUAUGCUUACUUUUCAGUGGCAGUUAUUGCCUUCCAAUUUGGUACCAAUUCUCUUUUGAUAUUAUUCUUUUCUUAUGGCUCAUAAAGAGAAAAAAAUCUCCUAUUUAUUUAGGCAAAGUACAGAAAUAUAUACUAAUUUACUUCAGAGUUGAAUAUUCUUUUCCUAUGCAAAAAUGAUCAACAUUGUCCUUCAAAAAUGUUGAAAGUUUUUACCUAAAAAAAAUAUAGUACUACCUGUAUGUAUUUUUAUUGGUAUGUUAAAGACAGGCAUUAUAUUAUUAUAUUAUAUUAACUAGAAGAACUGGAAUUUAAGAAUAACUUCAGUACAACAGAAUCACAAUACACAAAGGGCCCUGGAUUAUCCAUGGCCUAUAUAGGGUACUCCGAGGAAUGGCUUUAAUUAAAAAUAAAGAGCUGCUUAAAAUUAAUUGGCAAAGUUUCAGCACUUAGAUUGUGCUCCAACUUGGUAAAUCGUUUUUGUAAAUGGUUUACAUAAUUUAGGUUCCAACUUAAUGAAGUAAUUUGUGCUUUUAUGCAUUUCGUCAAAUUACUUGAGCAAUAAUGAACUUAAAAAAACAAAGUGAAUCUAGAAAAUAUUGUCUAUAUGGUGUGGUAUCAGUGAUGUGCUGCACAUUGGAGCAAGCACCAGUGAACAAGACAUCACUAUACGUGUAAUUGAUAGAGUCCCCGUGUGAUCACUUAAUAGACUUGGAAAUAUUUUAGUAGUUAUAAAGACUGAGGAAUGAUGCACCUGAUGCACCUGAGUUGCAGUUGCUGUACGAUAUAUUGAAGAUUAUAAAGCUUGGAAAAAUGGUUAGUUUUGUGGUUUUGUUGUCACUUACUGGUUUUACACAAAUGCUACAGUGCAAUCUCAACAUGUAGCAAAACAGCUCACGGAUUCUUGAGAUACUUCACUAUUGUACCUGCAAUUCAUUGUUGAAUAUAAUAUUUGCACUUUGAGAUCAAUUAGAUGAUCGUUUGAAUGUUCUUAACACAAUUGUACAAUUUUAUUUUAUUUUACUUACUUUUGCAAACUUGAUGACUUUUCUUUCUCAGUAACUCAAUACAGAUUAAACAUAUAUAUAUUAAGAUCAACAGAACUGUAAAUAUGUAUCUAGGAAAGAAACAUUAGUGCUGUGUCUUGGCAGAAGGAAGAGGUAAAAUGAUACCCCUUUAAUACUCUCCAAUAAGAUUGAUAUUUUUUAUGAGUUAAAAUUUAUGCAUUUCAGUUUCAUAGCAAAAUUCCAUCAAAUUAAAUUGUGUAAUGUUUAACAAAAUUCGUUUAAUAAAGCUGAAAAUGUUUUUUUUUUUAUUUCAUUUAAGAUUUUAUGUAAUUUUGUUUUUUUGAAAUUCAAAUGCGUAAAUCUUAAAAUAUUUUUCAAUACUGUUAUUUGUAAAAUAAAAAAAAUAGAUUUUUGGAUCGUAUAAGUCAAAAUCAAAUUUCAAGAGGUUUAUUUAUUUCUUUAUUUUAGGCAUGAGAUGUUAGGCAGAAUUCAUCACCAGUCACAGCAAUGCCCAACGCCUAACAUCAUCUUUUGUGUUCCACCGAAAAAGAAAAAAAAAAUGUGUCAUACGGGUUUGGAACGGCAUGAGGAUGAGUAAAUGAUGACAGUAUUAUUUUUUUUUGGCUGAACUAUAAAGGAAUAGUUCAGCCAAAAAAAAAAAAAAAAAAAAAUACUGUAUCUGACAAUAUUUGACAUGACAGUUUAUAUUCAUUUAUUAUUAGAUGGUGUUGACAUGAGUGAUGGGCAAACAAACACACACACACACACACACACACACCAUGUUUACCUAUUUAACAAAACAAUUCUUUUGGUACAUAAACUUUAAUUUAUUUGUUAUAUGUUCAGUAAAGUAGCCUGUUUUGUCCCAAUACUCAAGAAUCAGUGAGCCUGUGACACCUGUGAAAACUAUGAAAUUAAUUUUGUCAUGUACGUUCAGUUCAUUCAUAUUUAAGCGAUUUUCUUCCCUCUCUUUUAACUUUCAGAUUAUAUUUUGCCUGACAAAUUUGUUCACUGCUUUACUAUUUUAUUUUUUUUUUAUUGUCCACACUGAAUUUAUAUCAUAGCACAACCAUGUUCUGAAUCCAAAGCACUGUUGACCUCUAUUGCACAUGUCCCAAGGGUUUUUCAUUUAUUUAUUUUUCCCCAGCAAAAUGAACAUAUACAGUGAUAAACAGAAGGAAAUGAUUGCAUGUGAUUAUAUUUUUUCUCAUCAUUGCAUUAAUAUAAUUAACCUGAAAAUAUUUGAUAUUUGAAAAAAUACUGUAAACAAGGGAUAAAAUAUAUAGUAAAAUAUAUGAAUAUAUCUAUAUAGAAGUUAUAUUUUUCAAGAUCAUUGUGUCAGCCAUUGCAGUUAUGCUGAAAACAAUCAGAAAAUAUACAAGUC